GCAAUCAUAUGCGAUCAAUGCAUAUAAUUUUAAUGACCAAAAUAUUGAUGGCAAUAUAGAGAUUGAUCAUGCCUUAGAGUUGAAUAUUUUUUUAGUAAAUUGUAAAUAUAUUUCGUUAUCUGUUUAUAUAUUUAUUGUCAGAUAUGAAUGUAAUAAAUGCAAUUAAAUAUUAUGUUACGAAAAUGACAGAAGAGAGUGGGCCAGGAAUGAAAGUACUGUUAAUGGAUAAACAAACGACAAGUAUAAUCAGUUUGGUUUUUAGUCAGUCGGAGAUAUUAAUGAAAGAAGUUUAUCUAUUUGAUCGCAUUGAUGCUGCUGUUCGUAAUGAAGGCUUAAAACACUUGAAAUGCAUUGUUUUUGUAAGGCCUACCGAAGAAAAUAUUAGACUUUUGUCCGAUGAACUUAGAUAUCCAAAAUAUGGAGUUUAUUAUAUUUAUUUUAGUAAUAUUAUUCCAAAGACAGACAUUAAGCUUUUAGCAGAAAAUGAUGAACAAGAGGUCGUUCGUGAAGUCCAUGAAUUUUAUGCCGAUUAUUUGGCUAUAAAUUCACAUUUAUUUUCAUUUGGUAUCAGUACAUGCUCUAAAGGACUGAAUUGGGAAAAACCAUAUUUUGAAAGAACAGUGCAAGGGAUAAUCGCUGUAUUAUUAUCAUUGAAAAAAUGCCCACUCAUACGUUUUCAAAAUAAUUCCGACAUGUGCAAACAUUUAGCUGAAAAGAUUCGUUAUGUAUUAAAUCAAGAAUCAAAUUCCUUCAAAUUCAGACAAGAAUCGCAACCAAUAUUGUUGAUUCUCGAUAGAAGAGACGAUCCAGUUACUCCUCUAUUAAAUCAAUGGACUUACCAAGCAAUGGUACAUGAAUUACUAACGAUUAAUAAUAACAGAGUAGACUUAUCCAAUGUUAAAGGUAUAACAAAGGAGUUAAAAGAAGUUGUACUUAGUGCACAACACGAUGAAUUUUAUGCUAAUAAUUUAUAUCUCAAUUUUGGAGAAAUUGGACAAGUCAUAAAAAGUUUGAUGGAUGAAUUCCAAAAAAAAGCAAAAAAACAUCAAAAAGUUGAAAGUAUUGCAGAUAUGAAAGCUUUUGUUGAAACGUAUCCAUUAUUUAAAAAAAUGUCUGGUACAGUUGCUAAACACGUGACAGUGGUUGGUGAACUCUCUACACUUGUUGCAAAUUACAAUUUACUUGAAGUUUCGGAGCUAGAACAAGAAUUAAGCUGUCAAAGCGAACACUCCACUCAACUACAAAAAAUUAAGAAGCUCAUUAAUGAUAGUCGAGUACGUGACAUAGACGCCACUCGUUUAGUUAUGCUGUAUGCUCUUCACUACGCUAAACAAACUAGUAAUGAUAUUGCUGGUUUAUAUUCAAUGUUAAAGAAAAGAAAUGUUCCAGAAAAAUAUACAAAGCUUGUAUAUAGUAUAUUAGAUUAUAGUGGAGUUUCCACCAAACAAAUAAAUUUAUUUGAUCGUGAAGCUGUUGCCAAAAUUACGAAAAAAUUAUUUAAAGGAUUAAAUGGUGUUGAUAAUAUUUACACCCAACAUACGCCUUUACUAACUGAAAUAAUAGAAGAUCUUAUUAAAGGAAAAUUAAAUUCUCAAUCAUUUCCAUAUCUUGGAAACACUGUAAUAACAAGAAAACCUCAAGACAUUAUAGUAUUUAUGAUCGGAGGAACAACAUACGAGGAAAGUUUAGCAAUUUAUAAUUUAAAUAAACAAAAUCCAGGAACAAAGAUCAUUUUAGGCGGUACAACAGUUCAUAAUUUUGACAGCUUUUGUGAAGAGAUUGAAGCAACAGUCGUUGGCACUAUUGCAAGGUAUAAACCGAGAAGUGUUAGAGAUCGAAGCGAUUUUGAUCAUAACUAAAAUAAAUAAUUUAUUGCCUUUUCUAUAUAUCUACUAAAAAUAUUUAUUUGUGCAAUCAUUCCAAUCACAUAUGUACAUAAAAACUAUCCUUUUAGCACAUAAAAGUCAUUAUAAUAAAUGUUUCAACAAAUUUA
Messenger RNA from Ceratosolen solmsi marchali, 1993 nucleotides. RefSeq names its product vacuolar protein sorting 45 (gene Vps45). Gene Ontology annotation, biological process: vesicle-mediated transport. NCBI's taxonomy places the organism in Eukaryota, Metazoa, Arthropoda, Insecta, Hymenoptera, Agaonidae. The record is from RefSeq and is a predicted model, not a curated record. The transcript is spliced from 8 exons. The coding region runs from base 144 to 1859 and encodes 571 amino acids.